AUGUCUUCGGACGAUGAACUUCUAGACAUUCAAGUGCGAGAAUGGGAGCUUGGACCAAACAAUACAGUGUUUGACAAUCUCAAGGCAGCACCAUCAGAUGAAAUUCUUCACAUUCAGUGGAUGUUGUACAUUACACUUCUCGCAAUCGCAGCAGUGUUCAUGGCCUCUGUCUUUUGUGCCAUUUUGCUGGACAAGAAGUGCCGACGCAACUCCUUCAACACGUACUUGCUGUACCUAACAGCUCCCGAUCUGGCCUUUACAGCAUCGUGCAUAAUCACGUGCAGCCUGAACGUGUCGACGGGUGCCUUCUAUUCGGACGCAUCCUGCACGUACCAAUCCUUCUAUUGCGUUUUUGCCAUUGCUUCAAGUUCAUGGCUGAACGCAAUAUUGGCAUGGCAACUACACAAGAUGCUCUACUGCUCGAACAGAGCGAUCCGAUAUCAUCCGCCUACAAGGUUCAGGGUGUCCGUUCAGUCUCUCAGCGUCUACGCUUGGUCAGGAUUUGUGGCGUCGUGGGCUGCUUGGGGAGCUGAUUGGUGGCCAAUACGAAAUGGACUCUACAGCGGAGUCCUCUGCCUUCCAAUGCCCUAUGAUCAGACAAGUGUGAUCUUUUUCUACUCGGUUUUUGCCCCUUGCGUCUUUGUCAUUCCGCUACUUUAUAUCAGCUACAUUACUUUUGAUACGUUGCGCCAUCGGUUGCUUCCGCCACUGAAGCAACGAAAGACUCUAAUGAUCUUCUUCCGACUGGUUCUCAUUUACUUCGUGUUUUGGUUGCCAGCCAUUCUCAUCACAUUUGUGGGCAGCAAUUGGCUUUCUUCUUGGUGGGGAUUCACUGGAGGUGCUUGGGCCCAUCUCCAGGGUGCCGCCUCGGCUGCCGUGUGCUUGGUGAAACCAGAUGUUUGGGAUGCAUGUAGACGAUUGAUUUCAUUUAAGGGAGACACACCAGAUACGACUGCACCGGAAAAUACUGGAAAGCUUGGUAGCCUGGAUAACUUCAGAUCCGACAGCUUUCUUGGAAUCCAUGAAGGAGAUGAUGAUGAUGAAGAAGAAGAAGAAGCAAGAACGGAGCAAUUCAGUAGUGCAGUGAGUGCUAGAGAAGUAAACAAUGCAACUGUGGAUUCAGUAACAAAGGCAUUCGAACUAGUGGAGGAAGGAAACUCGUAG
Cylindrotheca closterium is the source of this 1164-nucleotide messenger RNA. The record is from the annotation of a GenBank genome assembly. NCBI's taxonomy places the organism in Eukaryota, Bacillariophyta, Bacillariophyceae, Bacillariales, Bacillariaceae.